AUGGCGUCUGCGUUACCGGACUAUCCAAUUUUUGAUUGCGCUGAUUUGUCAAGUGCCGGACCAAGAUGGAAGAAAUGGCUUGGACGAUUUGAUAACUUGACACUUGCAAUGAAUAUCAAAGAUUCUGAUGAAGAUAAGCAAAGGAAGACAUCUCUAAUGUUGCACUACAUGGGUGAGCAAUGUUACGAUAUUUAUGAAACCUUGAAGGAGGAAAAUGAUACUUUUGCUGAUACAAGAAGAAAAUUGACCGAAUAUUUUGUUCCCAAAGCCAAUAGUGAGUACGAAAUUUAUUUGUUUCGCAACACAAAACAACAUGAGGGUGAGUCACUUGAUCAAUUUUGUACACGACUUAAGAAAAUGGCUGUAAAUUGUGAGUUCGAUCCUGAAAAGGUAGAAGGGGAAAUCAAAAGUCAAAUAAUUCAGGGAUGCAAAUCGUCAGAAUUAAGGAAAAAAUGUUUAAGCAAAAAGAUGGAUUUAAAAACCCUACUCGACAAUGGUAAAGCAAUGGAACUGGCAAAAUCUCAUCUGUCUGUGAUGGAAGGAAACACUGAAGAAACUGCACAAGAGAAUGCGUAUCGGAUCAAAUCAGUGAACCAAAACAAAACACGCAAGAAAAACAAUUACUCAGGGAAAAUUUGUUUUUAUUGUGGCGGCUCGUUUCCACACAAAGGUCAGUGUCCUGCUAAAGGGCGAAAAUGUUUUAAUUGCAAUGAUUAUGGUCAUUUUGCAAAGUUUUGUAGGAAGCCAAAACAGAAGAAGUUUUCACGUUCUGUUAAUAAUUUGAAAGCAAGCUCAAACAACUCAAGUAAAGUUGAAUCUCAAAGUUGUGCAAAUUCUGAAUACUCAAUGAAGGUUGAACAGUCUCAGAUUUGUAAUAAGCUUCCAACAGUUGAAGUGGAUGUUAAUAGUGUUAAAUGCUGUUUUAUUGUUGACAGUGGUUCUAGUGUUAACAUCCUAGACAACAAAGCGUAUCAAGAAAUACGGAGGAAUACUUCCAAAUGUUGCAGGUUGUGUCCUGCUGAUACAAAGUUAUUUGCUUAUGGUAGUGAAAAACCACUGCAGUUAAUUGGCAAAUUUGCUGCAAAUGUGAAGUCAAAUGAUGGCCAGCAACUGUCAGCUGAUUUCUAUGUAAUGAAACAUGCCAAAGGUUGUUUAAUGUCCAAUGACACAGCAGAACAACUUGGAAUACUGAAGAUUAUACAUUCCGUUGAAAAUGAACGAGAAAAGCGUACAAAGGAAAUUCUGUCAGAGUAUGAUAGUAUAUUUCAUGGUGUCGGAAAACUCAAAGGAUACCAGUUAAAGCUGAACAUCGAUGAAUCUGUGGAUCCAGUACAUCAAAAACACAGAAGAGUACCAUUUAAAACCAGAGCUAAAGUGGAAAAGGCAAUUAAAGAGCUAUAUGAAAAUGAUAUCUGUGAAGAUGUGGAUAAUACACCAACUCCGUGGGUAUCUCCUAUAGUUGUGGUACCUAAAUCCAGUGAUCCUGAUAAUAUUCGAUUGUGUACGGAUAUGAGAGCUGCGAAUAAAGCUAUCAAAAAGGGUGAAACAUCCAAUGCCAACAAUGGAUGA
This is a messenger RNA of Styela clava, 1569 nucleotides long. NCBI's taxonomy places the organism in Eukaryota, Metazoa, Chordata, Ascidiacea, Stolidobranchia, Styelidae. The record is from RefSeq and is a predicted model, not a curated record.